Molecule: messenger RNA, 305 nt
Organism: Staurois parvus
Lineage: Eukaryota; Metazoa; Chordata; Amphibia; Anura; Ranidae
Source: the annotation of a GenBank genome assembly
GUCAGUAAUCUGCAUUCCUCGGAGUGGACAUGAACACAGAUCAUCAGAGCACUGAUGAUCACCCCAGCAGUGCCACCUGUCAGUGUCCAUCAGCGCCUUAUGUCAGUGCUCAUCAGUGCCUCGUGCCAGUGCCCAGCAGUGCCACAUAUCAGUGCCUACCAGUGCACAUCAAUGCCACAUAUCAGUGCCCAUCUGAGCUGCCUUUCAGUGUCACCCAUCAGUGCCAGUCAGUGCCACCUAUCAAUGCCAAUCAGUGCCACCUAUCAGUGCUGCCAAUCAGUGCCACCUAUCAGUGCCAGUCAGUG